UAAUAAAUGUGUAACUUAUUUAAUGUAAGGUCAGCUGGGCUACAUGUCUCAACACAGUAUUCUCACUUGCUAAUUUAAUUCCAAAAAUGUGAAAGUCUACAAGUUUGAAAUCCACACACAAUUUGUUUUUAAAUUUUCAAGAUACAUCAAAAUUUUGUUUGGGGGACAACAUAAGUAUACCGUUUCAAAAUAAAUACUGUGACAAAAUGACUGAGAAAGACUCAUGUAUAACGCAUAUCAUUUUCGACGUGGAUGGUACUCUACUAGACACAGAGAGCCUAUACGAGGUGGCCUACAGAAAAAUAGCAGAGAAAUUUGGAAAAGAAUUCAAAGACGAGUACCUGCCUAUGUUAGCAGGACAACUGGGUGAUGUCGUCAGACAAAACCUGAUUGAUCUUUUUGAACUUCCUCUCUCUCUAGAAGAGAUUAAAUGCGUACUAAGGUCUAUGAUGGAGGAGAAAUUGUAUGACUCUAAUUUCAUGCCAGGAGCAGAAAAACUAGUAAAACACUUCGCAGCACAUGGUAUCCCUAUGGCAAUAGCGACUAGUAGUACCCCAGACGAAAUGGAACUGAAAACUAAACGCCACGACAAGAAAUGUCUGUUCCAGUAUUUCACACACAUGGUUUGUGGGGUUGGCGACCCUGAUGUCAAACGAGGUAAACCCGAACCGGAUAUCUUCCUGGUGUGCGCUUCCCGGUUCCCGGGUAAACCGGAUCCUAAAAAUGUUCUAGUGUUUGAAGAUUCAGUAGCGGGUAAGACGGCAGCUUUAGCGGCUGGUAUGAAAUGUGUCAUGACUCCAAAUCCACAUUUCGACAAGAAACUGACAGAAGAUGCAACAUUAGUCAUAGAUACACUCGAUUAUUUCAAACCUGAGAAGUUCGGGCUUCCACCACUCAAAGAUUGAAAUUGAUUUUGUUUAUCUAAGUUAAUUACAAAUAAACUUUGGGACUGAAAUUGAUUGCAGCUUUCUACUUGUGGUAAUAAAGA
Nilaparvata lugens (brown planthopper) is the source of this 988-nucleotide messenger RNA. RefSeq names its product pseudouridine-5'-phosphatase. Gene Ontology annotation, molecular function: phosphatase activity. Lineage: Eukaryota; Metazoa; Arthropoda; Insecta; Hemiptera; Delphacidae. The transcript has 4 exons. The coding region runs from base 207 to 905 and encodes 232 amino acids. The record is from RefSeq and is a predicted model, not a curated record.